UGUGAAGUUACGCACCUGCUGCGUGUGUCUCCUCCCAGCAACGCGCCCCCCCGCCAGCCAAACAGCCCAGGCCGCAGGGGCGGGAGCCUCCCCGCGCUCCGGGUCAGGGACCCCCCUCCCGGGCGAAGGGUAUCCAUGAAUGAGUUGAUGUUCGCUCCUGGAUCCAGAUGACUUGCAAUUUAGUUCAGAAAGAUGUCGUCUGUUACUGAAAAUGGAGAUGCCCCUGCUGGAAAACAAAAUGAGGAGAAAACCUAUAAAAAGACUGCAUCAUCUGCUAUUAAAGGAACUAUUCAACUGGGAAUAGGAUACACAGUAGGUAACCUCACCUCUAAACCAGACAGAGAUGUACUUAUGCAAGACUUCUAUGUAGUGGAAAGUGUGUUUUUACCCAGUGAAGGCAGCAAUUUGACCCCUGCUCAUCAUUACCCCGACUUCAGAUUUAAGACCUAUGCUCCUCUAGCUUUCCGUUACUUCAGAGAACUUUUUGGUAUCAAACCCGAUGAUUACUUGUAUUCAAUCUGCAGUGAGCCUUUAAUAGAAUUAUCCAACCCUGGUGCCAGUGGAUCUUUAUUUUUUGUAACUAGUGAUGAUGAGUUCAUCAUCAAAACAGUUCAACACAAAGAGGCUGAGUUUCUUCAGAAGCUGUUACCAGGUUACUACAUGAAUUUGAACCAGAAUCCAAGGACCCUUUUACCAAAAUUUUAUGGACUGUACUGUGUUCAAUCAGGGGGCAUUAAUAUCAGAAUUGUUGUGAUGAACAAUGUUUUGCCUCGGGCACUGAAAAUGCAUUUCACAUAUGACCUGAAGGGUUCUACGUAUAAACGGAGAGCAUCAAGAAAAGAAAGGGAGAAAUCUAAUCCCACAUUUAAAGACUUGGAUUUCUUGCAAGAGAUGCACGAAGGACUAUAUUUUGACUCCGAAACAUACAGUGCACUGAUGAAAACACUACAAAGGGAUUGCCGAGUGCUGGAAAGCUUUAAAAUCAUGGAUUAUAGUCUGCUACUGGGAAUCCAUAUGUUGGACAGUAUCACAAAAGAGAGGGAUGGAGAGAGUUCCCAGAAUGCAUCAGAUGCGAAACGUCCUGGGGGACAGAAAGUUCUCUAUUCGACAGCCAUGGAAUCCAUACAGGGUCCUGGAAAAUCUGGGGAAUCUGUCGUCACAGAAGCUACAAAUACAAUGGGAGGCAUUCCAGCUAAAAGCCAUAAAGGAGAAAAGCUGCUUCUAUUUAUGGGUAUUAUUGAUAUCCUACAGUCUUACAGGCUAAUGAAGAAGCUAGAACAUUCCUGGAAAGCACUUGUUUAUGAUGGGGACACUGUUUCAGUCCACAGACCAAGUUUUUAUGCAGACAGGUUUUUGAAGUUCAUGAGUUCGAGGGUUUUUAAAAAAGUUCAAGCUUUAAAGUCCUCUCCUUCCAAGAGACGGUGUAGUUCUAUUACAGCUCUAAAGGCAACAUCACAAGAAAUUGUGUCUGCUGUUAGCCAAGAAUGGAAAGAUGAAAGACAUGACAUGCUUACUGAAGGACAAAGCUAUUGCAGCCUUGAUGACGAAGUAUUAGGCUCACGGCAUCGUCCAGAUUUAGUGCCAAGCACUCCAUCUCUAUUUGAAGCUGCUUCCUUAGCAACCACUAUUUCUUCUUCUUCUUUGUAUGCAGAUGAACAAUAUCAACGUGAUGGGACUCUGCUUUAUUCCAGCAGUAAAGGGUUACCUUCGAGUUCAACGUUCACUUUAGAAGACAGUGCUAUCUACUUGACUUCAGAACAGAGCACACUGGAAAUGGAAAACGAUAAUGCUUCAGUUUUGGAUGUCUAUUUAUAAUAAGAGAAUGGAAGAAAGUCAAGUAAAAGCGGAUUCGAAGUGACCGUAGCUGCUGAAGAGCACUUUCUGCACUCCUGAUGAAAGGGAGGAAUUUGCUGAGCCUAAUAGACAAAGAGUAAUAAUCAAUGGAACUUAUCUCUAAGAAAUGUCAGGGGACCGUUGAACAAUGGAAGUGAUAGCUAGACUCGACAAAUGUGACAUGAAACAUUCCUCAUGUUGCUAUCAUGUGCUGUUGCUUGCUAAACUGUGAAGAACUGCAUAAACUGUAUUUAAGAUGCUUUCUAUACUAUUGCCAAUCACCGUUUUUUGGACUUGAAAGUGAUAUAUUUUCCUAAUGACUCUCAUGAUUUCAUUUGCAUGUAUUCAGUGAUUGUGUACAAGCAAAGUAUGUAAUCUGCUUUACCUAUUUAAAGAUCCAUCAUCAACAAGAGUGGCAAAUUAAUUCCACUUUUUUUUCCUUACUCCUGAAUCAUAAUCAUGUAGGUCCAUAUUGUUGGAAGUCCAAAUUGAUUUCAUACAGGAAUAAUGUAAAUGUCUGCACUUACUUUAUGGACAAUAGCCUUUAAAGAUAUUUUCACUGUUUAUUAGUGAAAUGAGAAAAAGCUAUUUAUAACAAGGCCUUAUGUUGUGUACAUAAAUUGUCUUUGAAAUGUGUGAUUUAGUUUAUUGCUUGUAAAAGAGAAAUUAUAUAAUUUAUUUAGUAAAUACUACUGUAAACUAUAGUUUUAUUGACAGAAAUAA
Molecule: messenger RNA, 2556 nt
Organism: Pelodiscus sinensis (Chinese soft-shelled turtle)
Lineage: Eukaryota; Metazoa; Chordata; Testudines; Trionychidae
Gene: PIP5K1B
Product: phosphatidylinositol-4-phosphate 5-kinase type 1 beta
Biological process (GO): phosphatidylinositol phosphate biosynthetic process
Cellular component (GO): plasma membrane
Molecular function (GO): 1-phosphatidylinositol-4-phosphate 5-kinase activity
Source: RefSeq, a predicted model, not a curated record